GGUAAGACUAUUCUAACCUCUCAGUCGUUCACAGGGAACCCUUCGAUAACCGGCUGACGAACAUCCUGCAAAGCGUUACUCUCUGCAGUAGAUGCAGGCAGAUGUUGUCACGGUUUGCGCAGCUUAUUCAUCGCUCUCAUUGUGACUGGCUAGGAUUGUUACAUUCGUGAUGACUUCCAGUAGCGUUGAAUGUGAUUCGCCAGCCGGCAUGAGUACGGGUUGCGACGCCCUGGUGAUUUGGUUCUUACCUGAUACAGAUACCGAACUUUCAGCUCUGUGCGUGCGUUAUCCCACCCACUUUCGCAGUGGAUACUCGAUUCCUGCUGCCAGCCCAAGUUCCGAGUCAUUAGACCUAGACUUAGAGUCAAACGAGAUGGUGCAGAAAUACGGAGCGGUGCUCACAACGGCGGCUGACGCAAUCGCAGGUGAUAGCGAGCACAGUGCCCUUCUUGGAGGUAAUGCUACUCCUUUAGUAACGCAAAGGGAAGGCCAUGGAAACAUACGAAGCUCCGUGAACAACCUCUCAAAUGUCGGCCCUAAUAUCAUCGCCAUGUAUCCAUCGCUAUUGGGCAGCUGGCUAUCGUCCUGCUCAUCAUAUUCUCGUAUUCACUGCAAGUAUUGGGAAAUUCGGCAGUAAUACGUAUUCAACGUACAUAGGCUUUGGGUCUGAUUGCGACGUGUGCCAAGACGCGACGGUGACCAACCACCUUUCAGUGAAGAACGUGAAACUUCAAAGGGACGACAGGAGGCAGCAUUGCAAGUUGGUCACUCUCACUACGCGCAAAUUUUCCUGGAACCUGCGAGACAUUGGGCGU
This is a messenger RNA of Suillus clintonianus, 815 nucleotides long. RefSeq lists its product as uncharacterized. The transcript is spliced from 2 exons. The record is from RefSeq and is a predicted model, not a curated record. Lineage: Eukaryota; Fungi; Basidiomycota; Agaricomycetes; Boletales; Suillaceae. Bases 170 to 637 code for a protein of 155 amino acids.